AUGGCGGAUAGAUUAACCCAAUUACAGAUAUGUCUAGACCAACUAGUAGAGCAAUUCAAUGCAACUGUAAAUUAUGUAAAUGCAAAUGCUGAACCAGCACUAUUGGAUGAUGACCCAACAUCAGUUUCAAAUAUGGCAGCAAAAGCACCAGUACCAGGUCAACAACAACAACAGCAACAACAGCAACAGCCCCAAGCACAAAACCAACAAUCACAAUCCCAUUCUCAGAUGUCUCCCAAUGAAGGUAGUGGUGGUGGUGGUGGUGGUAGUGCUCAAGAUAAUAGUAAUAAUGCGAGUAAUAAAGCGUCCAAUAUGCCUUCAGUACUUCCAAACAAUCAACAUCCUGAACAACAACAUGACUUUGAGAACACCAUUAAUGAAUUAAGUACUGAUAUUAUACUAAAAUCAAGACAAAUAAGCAUGUUGAUAGAUUCACUUCCUGGAAUAGGUGUAUCACCAGAAUCUCAAUUACAAUUAAUGCAAGAUUUAAGUAAUGAAUUAAAAGAAAUUGAAUUACAAAGGAUUAAAAAGAUUGAAGAAAAAGACAAACUUUUGAAAUGGUGUGAAGAAUUAAUUGCAGAAAUGGCUACAGGAAUAUCAGAAUCAAGAAGAUAA
This is a messenger RNA of Hemisphaericaspora subhashii, 615 nucleotides long. It is a transcript of the gene MED21, whose product is annotated as Med21p. NCBI's taxonomy places the organism in Eukaryota, Fungi, Ascomycota, Pichiomycetes, Serinales, Debaryomycetaceae. Gene Ontology annotation, molecular function: transcription coregulator activity. Bases 1 to 615 code for a protein of 204 amino acids. The record is from RefSeq and is a predicted model, not a curated record. The transcript has a single exon. Gene Ontology annotation, cellular component: mediator complex. Gene Ontology annotation, biological process: regulation of transcription by RNA polymerase II.